Fusarium venenatum is the source of this 1221-nucleotide messenger RNA. RefSeq names its product pectin lyase fold/virulence factor. Lineage: Eukaryota; Fungi; Ascomycota; Sordariomycetes; Hypocreales; Nectriaceae. The record is from RefSeq and is a predicted model, not a curated record. Gene Ontology annotation, molecular function: pectinesterase activity. Gene Ontology annotation, biological process: cell wall modification; pectin catabolic process.
AUGAAAGGCUUCAUCCUAAAAACGGCAUUUGUUGCCGCAGCUCUCCUUUCCCCUGCCGAUGCUUCCCCCAAAGGUCCUGUGGACACUUACAAGAAAUGUCAACGUCAGACAAAACGUGCCACGGAAGGUUGUCCAAAAGGAACUCUCUUCGUCGCCAAGAAUGAUCCCCGCUCCGACUUUUCUUCUAUACAGGACGCCAUUGAUUCUCUGGGAAACACCACAACAGCUGGACACAUUCUAAUCGCCCCUGGUGAUUAUACAGAACAGCUGAACGUCACCAGGAGAGGGCCCUUGCACCUAAUCGGCGCUUCUAACAAACCUUGGACGAAAGAUCUCUACGCAGACAUCGAUGUCAACACCACAGCACAGAACGAUGUGCAGAUUUGGUGGAACUUGGCAAACACCAACAAUGGAAGCAUGAGUGACAAUGUGUACACGAGUGUGCUGACUGUGGGACCAAACCUGGAUGCUACUCUGACCGGAGCUGGUCCAACGGGUUGGCCUGUUCCACCCAAUACUCCUUUCGGCUGCACUGAUUUCCGAGCGUACAAUAUCGAUUUCAGGAACGACUUUGCUCCGAGAUCGGUUGGACCUGCUCACGCUGUUGGCGUCAGUAGGGCGAAUGCCGGGUUUUACUCUUGUGGAUUCUACAGCUAUCAAGAUACCGUUUAUGUCGGAAAGCUUGGAAAUGCCUUUUUCUAUGACAAUAUCAUCGCUGGAGAGACUGACUUCCUGUACGGUUUCGGGACAGCAUGGAUUGAUCGCUCGACACUAUCUCUUCGAAACUGCAACGGAGGAAUAACAGCUUGGAAGGGUACAAAUACAACUUUUACUAACAAAUACGGCGUAUACAUCGACAACUCUCAGGUCAUUCCCUCAAACGCCACCAUUGCCAGAGACCUAGUUGGAAAAUGUCCGUUGGGACGACCGUGGAAUUCGCAGCACAAGUCUAUCUUUAUGAGAUCCUACUUUGAUAGCGUUAUCCUUCCCGCAGGAUAUAUCAAAUGGAACCCAGAUACACCUCGUGUGGACAACUACACGUUUAUGGCUACGUGGAAUGAUUACGGCCCCGGGUACAAUGUCAAGGCUUUGAAGGACGGUGGAAUUACAAAGGUGUUGACUGACAAGGAAGCAAAGCCUUAUAAAUCUCCCAAGGACGUGUUCCAAACACCAGAGGGCAAGUUUGGUUUUGUGAGCUGGAUUGACAAGAAGGCAUUGUAA